AUGGAAAUAUCAUAAUCAAGAGAUUUAGAAGACGACAACCAGAAUCAUGGCUACUCCUUCAUUUAACUAGCUGAUGAUGCUAAACUUUUCUCUAAUUUCAAGAGAAAAGAGACUCAAGAGAAGUUCUUUUAAUGGGGAUUGACUGAAAAGAAUCUCAAAUUCGCCAAGUAUAGAUUCAACUAAACUUUCCACUUAGUUGGCGCUGAUAAUUUUUUGAGAGAUCUUUGCAAUGACAAAACUAUUCAAUCAACCUUUGAACCUCUCAGCUACUUAGCGGGCUGCACAGGUGUGAAGUAUAAGAAGCUGAACAGUGAGGUGAUUAAUAUGUCAUUCUUUGAUUUUCUGGUUGAAAAAGACAUUGCCACUGCUGAUGGCUAUAUCAGAAAAGAAUUAGAGGAGCUCUACGAGGGCAUAUCUCUUGGAGACAGAAUGAGGAAAGCUUUACUUUGGGAAGAGAGUGAAUACUUUAUGGAAUUACAGGAGGACAAGAUACAGAACGAGUUUAUCUUCAAGCUAUUCCAGAUGAUAUCUAUUGGUGGCUCGAUAUGCUAAUAUGAAGAGAACUUGAAAGAGUAUCUAGAUUUGAUAAAGAAUUUAUACAAAGACUUAAUCACAGUAGCUAAGGAUCAAGACUCAGGAGAAAUCAAAAUAUACUCGCAUGUAUUCCUAGUUGAAGCUGUAGAAGGUCUUGAAAGCUUGUUUCCAGUCAAAGACCAUCCCCAAAACUUCUUCUUUGUUAUAGUAGAUCCCAUCCAUUGGCAUGUAACACUUCUUUAUCAUAAAUGGUCUAACUACUGGUGA
Molecule: messenger RNA, 801 nt
Organism: Stylonychia lemnae
Lineage: Eukaryota; Ciliophora; Spirotrichea; Sporadotrichida; Oxytrichidae
Source: the annotation of a GenBank genome assembly